This is a messenger RNA of Paramecium sonneborni, 972 nucleotides long. The record is from the annotation of a GenBank genome assembly. Lineage: Eukaryota; Ciliophora; Oligohymenophorea; Peniculida; Parameciidae.
AUGACAGAAUCGCACAAAGAUAAAUUUACGUAUUCGCUAAUUGACUAAGUCAAAGUUUAAUAAUAUUGUGCAACAAUUGCAAUAUCAAAAGAAAAUUCUUAGAUUUAAGCGUCAUGUUGGAACAUGAUUAAAGUAUUUUAAUUCAAAAAAGAGAAUAUGAAAUAAGUCAAUUUGAUUAAUGGACACAAUAAGAGAAUUACUUUUUUAGAAUUUUAUAAGACUUACACAGUGUCUUCUGAUUUUUAAGGAUCCUUAAAAUUUUGGCCAAUUAAUCGGAUUUAUUCAUAGAAGUUUAUAUGGAAAAUCUAAGCUCAUGAAUUAGUCAUCCUGGGCUUAGCUAUAAAUAGUGAAUAAAAUUGCAUAAUUUCUUCUAGUUAAGAUUAGAAAAUUAAAUUUUGGACAGAGAAAAAUGGAUGGUAAUGUAGUUAAACAAUAACUGAUCAUGAUGAUACUAUUUAUAAUCUAAGUCUUAGUGAAAAAGGGGAUAAACUAAUCUCUUGUAGUAAGGAUAAGUAAAUCUUUGUUAUAGAAUUACAAAGAAAUAAGAAUAUAAAAUAAUGGAAUAUCGUUCAAAAAAUCGAUGUUUAAAAAGAAGGAUAUAGGUUAUGUUUUAUUAGCGAUAAUUUAUUCACAUUUUAAUAAUGGGGUGAAAAUUUUAUGGAUAUUUAUGAAUUGGAUAGUACAAAUAAGUUUGUAAAAACUAAAAGCACAGUUAUUUAAGGAGGAAUACGUUGCGAUUGUUUAUUUCCAUAAUAAUAUAUAAAAUAAAAAAACUUGCUUGUUAAUAAGAAUUCCUAAAGUAUAAACUUAAUUAGAAAGUAAGAAAAUAAUGAAUUCAUAACAGAGAUGUCUAUUGAUUUAUCAACAGAUGAAAAUAUUUAUGGCUAAAUGAGUUAAGACGGUCAAUACUUAAUUACAUGGGAUUAAGAGUCAUCAUUCCUUUAAAUACGUAAAUACAUGAAUAUUACUUGA